Molecule: messenger RNA, 1473 nt
Organism: Cucurbita pepo subsp. pepo (vegetable marrow)
Lineage: Eukaryota; Viridiplantae; Streptophyta; Magnoliopsida; Cucurbitales; Cucurbitaceae
Product: magnesium-protoporphyrin IX monomethyl ester [oxidative] cyclase, chloroplastic
Biological process (GO): photosynthesis; chlorophyll biosynthetic process
Cellular component (GO): chloroplast thylakoid membrane
Molecular function (GO): magnesium-protoporphyrin IX monomethyl ester (oxidative) cyclase activity; metal ion binding
Source: RefSeq, a predicted model, not a curated record
CUAACUCUCCACUGAGAGCUCUCAUUCUUCCUCUGUAUUCCCCCCAUCCGCCAUCGUAGGCCCUCCAUCCAUGGCUGCCGCCGCCGCCGAGAUGGCUCUUGUGAAGCCGAUGUCGAAGUUCUGUAGCAGGAGGUCUGAAUUCGGAAGCCCUAGAACGAGAGCAAUUCCAUUCUCUUACUCCAAAUUCACCGCCAUUAAAAUGUCUGCAACUACUUCUCAAUCGCCUCCGAAGCCCUCGAAGAAUGCCAACAAGGCUGUGAUUAAGGAGACGCUUCUGACGCCGAGGUUCUACACUACCGAUUUCGACGAGAUGGAGACUCUCUUCAACACUGAAAUUAACAAGAACUUGAACCAGGCAGAGUUUGAGGCUUUGCUCCAGGAGUUCAAGACUGAUUAUAAUCAGACGCAUUUUGUGAGGAACAAGGAGUUCAAGGAAGCUGCUGAUAAAAUGGAAGGUGCUCUCAGGCAAAUCUUUGUGGAGUUUCUUGAGAGGUCUUGCACUGCUGAGUUUUCGGGGUUUUUGCUCUACAAGGAGCUGGGAAGGAGGCUUAAGAAAACUAAUCCAGUGGUGGCAGAGAUUUUCUCCCUGAUGUCAAGGGAUGAAGCCAGGCAUGCUGGGUUUUUGAACAAGGGUUUAUCUGAUUUCAACUUGGCAUUGGACUUGGGAUUCCUGACAAAGGCUAGAAAAUACACAUUUUUCAAGCCCAAGUUCAUCUUCUAUGCAACAUACUUGUCUGAGAAAAUUGGAUACUGGAGAUACAUAACCAUUUACAGACAUCUCAAGGCCAACCCUGAGUUCCAAUGCUAUCCCAUUUUCAAGUACUUUGAGAACUGGUGCCAGGAUGAGAACAGGCAUGGCGAUUUCUUCUCUGCAUUGCUCAAGGCACAGCCUCAGUUCCUCAAUGAUUGGAAAGCUAAGCUCUGGUCCCGCUUCUUUUGCUUAUCGGUGUAUGUGACAAUGUAUCUCAAUGAUUGCCAAAGAACAGCAUUCUAUGAAGGAAUUGGCCUUAACACUAAAGAAUUUGACAUGCAUGUUAUCAUUGAGACCAACCGCACGACGGCGAGAAUUUUCCCAGCCGUACCGGACGUGGAGAAUCCCGAGUUCAAGAGGAAACUGGACAGGAUGGUUGAGAUCAAUGAGAAGCUGCUUGCUGUUGGAGAAACCAAUGAGGGUUCUGUAGUGAAGAACUUGAAGAGGAUCCCACUUGUUGCAGCAUUGGUGUCUGAGAUAUUGGCUGCAUAUUUGAUGCCUCCGAUUGAGUCUGGAUCUGUUGAUUUUGCAGAGUUUGAGCCUAAACUUGUGUACUAAAUUUUUGUAAUUAGCUCAUACUCCACUCAUCUUUUUAGUAUGGUUCAGUUUGAAUGAGUGUGAUAUGUUGUCAUGUAAUGUUUGUAAAAAUAUCAUCACAAACAUUGAGUAACGAAGUGGUCUUAGUUUAUAAUGUUAAUCACCCUCUGUGUUCUGCUUCACCU